GUUAAUAAUGUCUGCACAGACCCGCCUCCAGUCAGCUUCUCUGACUCUAAGUAGGUGGGUCAUGACUCCCGGAACCCUCCUCCUGCUGCUCUCGGGGGCCCUGGCCCUGACCGAGACACGGGCGGGCUCCCACUCCAUGAGGUAUUUCCACACCGGGGUGUCCCGGCCCGGCCGCGGGGAGCCCCGCUUCAUCACCGCCGGCUACGUGGACGACACGCAGUUCGUGUGGUUCGACAGCGACGCCCCGAAUCCGAGGAAGGAGCCGCGGGCGCGGUGGGUGGAGCAGGAGGGGCCGGAGUACUGGGAACGGGAGACACGGAUCUCCAAGGAGAACGCACAGACGUUCCGAGUGAACCUGCGCACCGCCCUCGGCUACUACAACCAGAGCGAGGCCGGGUCUCAGACCUACCAGAGGAUGUACGGUGAUGCUAGAUUUGUUUACAACCUACCCCCAUCCAACAUUGUGACUUCAGAGUCCCUGACUCCUCUUAUGCAAAGAGCAUCUGAAAUUGUCUUGCCCUAUUAGCAUAAUGUGAGGAGG
Molecule: messenger RNA, 541 nt
Organism: Vicugna pacos (alpaca)
Lineage: Eukaryota; Metazoa; Chordata; Mammalia; Artiodactyla; Camelidae
Source: RefSeq, a predicted model, not a curated record